Rhineura floridana is the source of this 4706-nucleotide messenger RNA. RefSeq names its product UV stimulated scaffold protein A (gene UVSSA). Gene Ontology annotation, biological process: response to UV; transcription-coupled nucleotide-excision repair. The record is from RefSeq and is a predicted model, not a curated record. Bases 328 to 2520 code for a protein of 730 amino acids. The transcript is spliced from 14 exons. Gene Ontology annotation, molecular function: RNA polymerase II complex binding. Gene Ontology annotation, cellular component: chromosome. Lineage: Eukaryota; Metazoa; Chordata; Lepidosauria; Squamata; Rhineuridae.
GCCCCGCCUCUCCCCUUCCGACGUGACGGCUUCCUUUGCUCCCGUCAGAGGCUGGAGCCCUCAUUUUCCUCUGUCGUAGCGCUCUCUAGCCUUAUAUCUGCAGGAAGGGAAAACGCGUAACUCGUCGUAGGCUGUGCGCGGGACGAACACGGCUGAAGCCUCCGCCGUGCCUGCAGUCGAGGCCUGCGCCUGGAGUGUCUGGCGCCUCCCUUCCGUGCCCGGGAGUGAGGCUGCUGCCUUCGCCGUGCUUCCCGACGGCGCUCUCCAUGGGCUCCGCUCGGCUUCCAAGGAUCGCAGUCAGCCUCUUCUUUCCUACUACUUUCAGAAAUGGACCAAAAGCUGGCACAGCUGGUGGAGGAUCUUACAACUUCAGGAGAACUACAGCUGAAUCCCAUUAAGAUUAAAGAGCUAAAGAAGAUUUGCAAGUCUUCAGAUGAGCACAUUAGUCAUGUUUAUCGCCUGCUGAUUGCACAGCUAAAUCAAGAGCAUGCUGAGAUACGUCUCUCAGCAUUUCAAGUUGUGGAUGAACUCUUCACCCGGUCCCAUCAGUUUAGGACUUUAAUCAUUUCAAACUUCCAAGAAUUAUUGGAGCUCACAGUGGAAACAGACUAUGAUCGGCCUCUUCCCCCGCCAACUGAAGUAGCACAAAAACUAAAAAAAGCUGCUAUUAAAUCUGUACAAGAGUGGCAUGAGAAAUAUGGAGAGGCCUACAAGAAACUUUCACUAGGAUUCCAUUUCUUAAAACAGAAUAAGAAGGUGGAUUUUCAAGAUAUAAGUGCCAGAACUCUAGCAGAAAGGAAGAGGGAUGAAGAAAAACAAAAACGAUUGGAUAAUAUUUACAAAGAUAAAGCUAAAACAGCUGAGAGGGAAAUGGCAGAUAUGUCGCAAGAAAUACAAGCUGCGCUGACUGCGAUGGAGAAUUGUUUUCGGCUUCUGAUGCCAGAUCCUUUCAACUUCAUGGCAAAUGACACUGAAGCAGUCAAUUGGAAUGCAGCUGAUGUGGACAUAGCUGUUUCCUGCUCAUCUGUGGAGGGGGCAGAUCAACAGCCACAAUUUCUUGAUGAUAACGAGCAACCUUGUUGCAGCAAGGACCUUCCUUCCAUCUCUCUGGUUCCAAAAGCCGGUAGCAGAGACUUGAAUAGGGAAACGGAGGAGAGUAUAGGCAUAGAAGAUUGUUUAGAGUCUGAAUUAACCCAUGUUGGUGCCAGUGGAGAUGAUGAUUAUGCAUCCUUUGUUCGGAGUCAUGGUCUUGGCUCUCAUAAAUACAGUCUCAGUCUUGAAGUAUUCCCAGAUGUGAAACUUCAGGAGAAUGAAGACAAUACAGCUAUAAUAAAUAAUGUUACAGAUGCCUAUAAGCUUAUCAGAAAUAAAUUCAUGCCCUCUGUACAAUCUUGGAUUCAGUUGUUCACAAGGGCCGGAAUAAAUGAUGAUCGUCUAAGACAAGCUAUUGAUCUUAAAAAUAAAUUGGAGACUGCUACAGAGAAAUGUAAGGAAAUGAACAUUGACUUUAAAGACAGGAAAAGGAAAAUGAUGAAAGAUGAUGAUGAUGAUGAUGAUGAUGAUGAUGAUGAUGAGUUUGUAGAAGUGCCUGAGAAGGAAGGCUAUGAGCCCCACAUUCCAGACCACCUUCGUAAGGAAUAUGGAUUGGAACCUGUAUCAUCUUCAAAAACCUUAGCAAUAGGGAAAGCAUCUGCAGUGACCUCCCAGACCCAAACUAAAAGACAUGAAGAAGAACUUGAUCCAACUUGUGCAGCUGCAACAUGGAAAAUUAUCCAAGAGAAACGGCCUAGAUUACAAUUUCCUGAUGCGAGAAAUUCUCAACCAGCAACUUCGGGGGAACAGAACAAUAAACGUGAAGAAGAGAAAGCCAAGGCUCCUUUCGUACCUUUUGGGUUAGAUCUUUUCUACUGGGGCCAAGAUCAACCAACUUCUGGGAAAAUUCUUAAAUUUUCUUCUCAACAUCGCUUCUGGGCACCCAGUGAAAUGGAAGAAGAAGUGGAGAACCAAGUAGUGGCAGAUAGUUUGAAGAGCAGAUGCAUAACAUUUGCUGGCACGUUUGAACCAGUGAAACACAAAUGUCGGGCUCCAAUGCCUAAUGGAGGACUUUGUGAAAGGCAGGAUAGAUUUAAGUGCCCUUUUCAUGGAAAAAUAAUCCCAAGAGAUGAAUCUGGGAUUCCUGUUGAUCAAGAGGACAGAGAGAGAGAAGCCAAGCAGGAGUUUGAGAAAAAGGAAAAGCAACCAGAGUGGCAAGAUCCACAGUUCAUGAGAGAAGUUGAAGCAGCCACUGGGAUUGAACUUGGAUCCUCUCAGUAUAGUGGAAAAGGAGGGAAGAAAAGGGGGAAGAAAAAGAAGUAUGCAAACCUAACAGAUCUGAAGCAGCAGGCAAACACUUGUCGUUCCCGCCUGGAAAAGAAAGUUUUCAAUAAAACAGCAGUGAAGCGGGUGGUGAAAGAAAUGAAUCGAAUGGACCAAAGGAAACAUGAAAAGUUUGCAAACCAGUUUAACUACGCAUUGCAUUGAACUGUCAUAAAUGGCAAGACAGAGAACAUUUAGCAAUGCUGCAACUCUUAAAGCUCUGCAGAUAAAGCAUUUUAUUGGAGUAGUUUAGUUAGUGUAAACUUGUAUAAUUAAUAUAUUUGAUAAUGAACAUGUACUCGUGUGUGUUUUAAUACACAAAUUGAUAACUUUGGACUGAAUACUUGUAAUCUGUAUAUAUUCCUACACCAUUCUAAAAUUGUUUACUUUUUGGUGAAUUGUAGAUUUUCAGCUUUUAAUACAUUUUAUAAGCAGAAAUAUGCUAGAGAUUUGGUAUAGUGCAGACUUGCUCUUCACUUGACCAGUGGUGGAUGGGUAAGGUGGCGUAUGCUAGAGAAAGCUAUAACUUUGACAGCAGUUGGUUUAUUAGCCUACUGGCUUCUGUAGACAAGUUCUCUAGCCAUUUAUACUUCUUUCAGUGAAUUGUUUGAAAUAUAUUGUUUUCACUAUAUCUAAGAGCAGUUCAAAUCCUAGCCAUCAUGUAGUCAGGUAAUGGCCAGAAUUCACACGAUGAACACAGUGAAAUGCUUAACAGUGGGAAGAAGAGCAGUUCUUGCACUACAGGGGUUCCCAUCUCUUUGGAAACAGAAAUGUACAACUGCGCUCUGAGGGACAAUAUUUUUCAGAUGUAAGAAUACUCGCAAGUUGGGGAAGAUUUUAUAGUGUGAACUGUGAAUAGAAUGAGUAGCACAUGUCACAAAGACAAUAUCCACAGUGGCUUCCCAAAGCAUGAAUGCACAGUGACAUACACUUCCUCUGUAGUACAUGCUACAGCAUAGAUAGGGAAUCUGAGGCCCUUCAGCUGUUGAUGGACUUCAGUUCUCAUCAGUCCCAGCUAGCAUGGCAAGUGGUCAAGGAUGAUGGCAGUUGUAGUCUAGCAAUAUAUGGAAGGCCACAAAUUCCCCAACUCAUGCUAGUGUCCAUGGUCUGCCCCCCCCCCAUUUUGGGGGGUACACACUUCUUCCAAUUCAUGCAUUCAUACUUUUACUGAAAGAAUAAUACUUGAAAGAACCACCUCCCUUUGAAUAGUGUUCAUGUCAAUACGAAUAUGAAUUCAUUCCAGUGAUUCAGUUCUGUUCACAGUAGUCAGCCAGUUGUCUUUAUGUGAGGUGUUCCCAAGGUUUGAUGGAAUCCUCUUCUAUAUUCAGUGCACAUAAGAAUAUGAGCACCUUCCAGUGAAUUCUGCAAAACAUCCUCUGCAGAUGUAACUUUAUGGACAUAAGGCUUUACUGGAAAGGCUUCCAUAUAUAACAUGUUUUGACCCUUGGAUGCACAUGAUCAUGCAAUCAGCAAUACAGUCAUUGUCGAGGUUUUGUGGAUGAGAUCAAACUUGUUUACAGUUUCCAUUUCAUGAAAAAGAUAUGUCUUCUGGAACUAAUAUCCCAUUACCAGAGCAAGAAAAAUCUUAUUUAUAUAUGACUUUAAGUUCAUGACACCGUGUUUGUUAUGGUUGUCAGAUCUAUCUUCAUCUUUUUGUAGACAGUUUUACAAGAAUCUGUCCCCUCAUUUGUAGGCAAAGUUAGUUCCUGGCUGUACAUGUCCUGGAUAACAAAUUGGGCCCAGUGAGAAGGCAUGGGUAAUCACCGAAGCGUGCAAGAAAACCUUAGUUUUUGAAGUUAAACCCUCUCCCAGUCUCCUCCCUCCCAGAACAGAGGAAAAAUCUCCACCUGUGCAUGGCCACAUGGAAAGAGCAAUGUCAGCUAAGGGCACAGGUGAAAGACUAAAGGAUACUGAAGGGUCAGAAAAUAAUGACUUUCUCACCUAGCUGAUACCAGAGGUCCGGCUUCUGUUGCCCAUUGUGGAUAUCAAACUCAUGGUGCUCCUAACUCCAAUUAAAUGGAGAGUGCUGCUUGUGGCCAAUUCCAAAGGUGUAGCUGCCCAGAACUGGUUGUGUCUACUUUGUACACACAUGUGCAUGAACACAUCUCUUACAUGUUUGUUCAUAGAAAGUCCUAAUUUGAGGAUUAAGCAAUACUUUCCUUGGGAUGGGAUUUUUAAUGAAGCCAGUUCCAUGCACACAGAACUGCAUUGGUUAUGAAUACCUUGCUGACUUUGGGGGAUUUUAGCAUGACCAAUAAGGAGCCUAUAUGGGUGUGCCUGCUCUAAACACUAUCAGUAAACGUACUUAUUGCUACUGUAAUGUUUAUAAAAGAAUAAAGAUUUAAAGGCAA